AACAAACAAACCAAACAAAUUCAUACGAUCACUAAAGUGAUUGCAAAAAAUGCAUCUGCAGCUAAGUUGCAAAAAUUCAUUGCCAAUUACUGACCAAACCUAUUAAAUGGAGAUCUAUUAGUAACAGAUUAACCAGGUUAAUGUGUACGUAACAGUCUCAGCAUGGUACAUCGCUGCUGUUAGUUUCAAAGUUCACAUAUGAACUUCUUUUUACACUGCACACAUGGUUCGUGAAGUCUGAAUGAAAAAGGAAUUUAAGGGAAAAUAAGGUUUGGGGAUAAAAGCACAGAAAAUGGCAGGCAACAACGAGAUGACCAUCAACCUUGUUGUCCUUGGAAGAACUCAGAGUGGUAAAAGUGCUGCUGGGAACAGCUUGCUGGGCAGCUCAGACUUUAAGAAUUAUUGCUCUCCAAGAUCUGUGACUACAUGCUGCAGCCUUGGACGCAGCUGCUGUAUUUUGGGAAUUAUACGAAGAAAUGGCAGUGAGCUAGCUCUCCGUGUUCGAGUACUUGACACUCCAGGCUACCCUCACAGUAGUCUGAGCAAAGAGGAGGUGAGAGACAGAGUGAGCUCAGCCCUGGCUCACCACUUCGGGGAGGAAGGCCUGCAUCUCGCUCUCUUGGUCCUGAGGGCUGACUUGCCUCUGUGUCCGGAUGAAAACUAUCAUACAAUUCAGUUCAUCCAGGAACUUCUGGGUCCCACAUGGAAUGAUUUCACUGCAGUUCUACUUACUCAUGCAGACAAGGCAGAAGAGGCUGGAUUCAACGAGGAAGCAUACUUGCACAGUGCCUCAAGUACCCUGUUGUCACUUUUGAGCUCAGUACAGCAUAAAUACAUCUUCCUAGACAACCAUAAGAGCAUAAUUAAAGAGGAAAGAGCUACUGUCUUAAGAAAGCUCUUGAAUUUUAUAAAACAAAAUAAUUAUCAAAUGCUUCCACUUAAACAUAACAAAGCAUAAAAUUAGCUUUCAGGUGCUCAUUUGUCUAUUUGCUAUAGCAGGUAAUAUUUAAUAAAAGAGUGCUGGAACUGGAAAAGUCCACACCCAUACAAAAUACCUCUGAACAGUUGGAGAUGGCUCCUUAGAUUACCAAACUACUUGUCCUUCAGAGUACUUCACACUAGUGCAUCCACAACUGUAGCUUCAAAGGAAAAAUUCAAGCAAGCUAGUGCUCUAAAUCACAGUCCUAAUAUAUAUGUAGUCACAAAUCAGAUUUUAUUCUCCACCAAACUAUAUACCGCAGCUCUUACAGAACACUGAUCUGGAAAAUAGAAGUUAAAAAUGAACAUGAA
This is a messenger RNA of Neopsephotus bourkii (Bourke's parrot), 1290 nucleotides long. It is a transcript of the gene GIMD1, whose product is annotated as GIMAP family P-loop NTPase domain containing 1. The coding region runs from base 293 to 958 and encodes 221 amino acids. The transcript has 3 exons. NCBI's taxonomy places the organism in Eukaryota, Metazoa, Chordata, Aves, Psittaciformes, Psittacidae. Gene Ontology annotation, molecular function: GTP binding. The record is from RefSeq and is a predicted model, not a curated record.